AUGAUUCAAGUUUGCAACUUCAAAUCCUCGUCUUGAUUACUUGACCUAUUUCCGGUGAAAGCGCGAACAAGUCUUAGCUGACGAUGGGGCUCUGCAACAGCCUCGAGGAAUAUCCCACUCUAUUGCGGCGCUUGGCUCGGCACAUGGGCAUUCGCAUCUGCAUCUUGCUCUUUGGGUUUUGUUUUAGCGGCAGUGAGUCGGGCCUUACCAUCCCACGCGAUAUUAGCAGCAAAAUUACUUUCAAGUUUCUUGUGAUUGGGGUCUGGCGUCGAUGCAUCAUCACUACACAAUGAUGCAUGCGUCCCAUAUUACUAUCGUUGGGCAUGGCUCACUGCCACGCGUGCUGCCCGAUGCUCUGGUAUGAAGUGGAGCCUCCUUCCUCCCUUAGGUGUAUACCACAUUCAGGUGUCGCAACGAGCGUUUCUUCUUUAGCGUCAUCGAAUCGAUCACUAGGGAAAUUAGACAUGUCUCUUCUGGACAACGUAGGAUUGUCAAAAGAAAAAAGAGGAUUCGUUGCGGGAACAACUGCCGUGACAGAUGAGCUGACUCGGCACGCUUCUGAUGUGGGUCUUUUCCGCGCAGGGCAAUCAGGCACAUCACAAAUGAGUGAUGAUGCCAAAGGGAUCGGCCUGUCCGAGAGUAAGGUAGUGUUGUGCGCUCCCUUCGUCCUGACGUCCGCGUGGGUUGAAGCGGCUCUUUCAGCCGCACCGUUGCUGUCCAGUGUCUCCAGAAAGUGAAAGAGAAUAUGGGAGACGUUACAACCUAAUGAAAUCACUAGCUCUUGCGAAUGCAGCUCUGUGAGUUAAGAGACUUUCAGAUAGUUGGUACUUGCCAACUGCACUGAUACCACAAGGCAAACCUUGACAUA
This is a messenger RNA of Alternaria alternata, 868 nucleotides long. RefSeq lists its product as hypothetical. Lineage: Eukaryota; Fungi; Ascomycota; Dothideomycetes; Pleosporales; Pleosporaceae. The coding region runs from base 297 to 737 and encodes 146 amino acids. The transcript has a single exon. The record is from RefSeq and is a predicted model, not a curated record.